This is a messenger RNA of Zingiber officinale, 1943 nucleotides long. Its product is annotated as nuclear transcription factor Y subunit A-1-like. The transcript is spliced from 5 exons. Lineage: Eukaryota; Viridiplantae; Streptophyta; Magnoliopsida; Zingiberales; Zingiberaceae. Bases 951 to 1265 code for a protein of 104 amino acids. Gene Ontology annotation, biological process: regulation of transcription by RNA polymerase II. Gene Ontology annotation, molecular function: RNA polymerase II cis-regulatory region sequence-specific DNA binding; DNA-binding transcription factor activity, RNA polymerase II-specific. Gene Ontology annotation, cellular component: CCAAT-binding factor complex. The record is from RefSeq and is a predicted model, not a curated record.
CAUCACUCCCAAAUGGUCCCCUCCCCCGAAGCAAGGGGAGAAUCUUUUAAAAACAUCUAUGUAUUGUGUGAGCGAAGUUUUGUCUUCGAGAUGGCUCGUGGAUUACUAGAUUGUGUCUGCGAAAUUGGGCGCGAUGUUUUUGUUUUUGUUUGGUUUCAUCGAUUGCUUGUUCUUUUGUUUCCUGGUUCCUACUCUUUGAGAAAUUUGGGGGUUAUGUGAUUACUGAAGUUGGAUGCUACUAUCCUUAGUGUCUAUGUUGAUUCCUGAUCGAAUUAGAUGUUUGUUGUUCAGAGAUGGGUGGGGUUGGUUCUAAAGACGGGAAUUUUCUUUUCUGAUCUUGCCUCUUAAUUGUGUUUGUAGCUUGAAUUACGAUGUGAUUUUCUUGCAUCGUGAUGAAGUUCUCUGCAGGCUGCACUAAGCAAUACUUAUCGGAAAUAGCUGCAAACUUGGGGAUUUGGAUGAUCUCGUUAGAGUGGAUUUCUGUGGAGUGAUGUGAUGUUUCCUAAUGUGGGAUCAUUGGUGUCUCUUGAAGUUGUAUUUAUCUCUCAUUUUUGGUCCAAAAAUAAUGUGUUCUUUGCAUUUUCUUCUUUUUGUUAAUUUUCGUUGGAUGUGAGAUUCUUCCUUGUCUUAUUGUGUUGUGCUUGGACACUGUCUAGCCAAUUAACUUUGCUCUCUUUGUAAUAUUUACACGAAGAGCAUUGAUUUGAAGGUCAGAUACAGUGGAAUGGAAUCACGUCCAAUUGGUACAAACCCAAAAGAUCUGAAGGAUCAAACUGCUUUACCUACCAUAGUCAGUGCACAACCAUGGUGGUGAUGAAGUAGCUGCUGUGCAUAACAUCAAUGGAGUCCAUGGCACAGGUGAUGCAAUUAAAGAGCAGCAGAAUAUUGGCACAAGAGCAGAUGGGAAUCUUGGAGAUAAAAACCAGAAUCUGCAGCCUACUUCCUCAGCUAUGGCUCUUGUCAUGCCUGAGAUUAUUGCACCCCAACUUGAACUUGGACAAUCGAUCGCAUGUGCUGCUUAUCCAUAUAAUGACCCUUAUUUUGCUGGUCUAAUGGCAACUUAUGGAACUCAAUCCCUAGUCCAUCCUCAAAUUAUUGGAAUGUUGCACUCCCGCAUACCUUUACCUCUCAAAAUGGUGGAAGAGCCGGUGUAUGUUAAUGCCAAGCAGUACCAUGGAAUUCUCAGGAGACGACAAUCUCGUGCAAAGGCUGAGCUCGAGAAAAAAGGUAGUAAAUCUCGAAAGAAGUCCGAUCAUAUAAAGUAGUAUAAUGCGAAGAACACUUGAUUUAACGAACUGAGAGUUUCGAAUUGGCCGGCAUAUCUUCACGAGUCACGCCACUUACAUGCAAUGAGGAGGGCCAGGGGUUGCGGAGGUCGUUUCGUUAACACAAAGAAGGCAAAGAAGACCCACGACGGAGCUACUAAAACUGAUGCACCAGUUUCAUUAAUGCAGUCAGCUCUCUCUUUGAACUCCCUGACCUCCGAUGGCUCGAGCAACACAAAUCCACCGAGCCGCAUCCAGAAAGCAACAACACCUGAAUCUAAAGUGUUCCCCAGAACAAAAGGUAUCUGCCAAGAGAAGUCUGGAUCACAAACUGAUCUAAAACCAGGUGAGAAAACCGAAGAUGAAGACCACCUACGACAGCUUUGCAGGAGGAUUCCUGUGCUCGAAGAAUGCAUUCACACAGAAUUGAAGGUCUAAGCAGAUAAAUAGGAGUGCAAUUGGAGGCCAGGGGGGUCCUUCAAAAAGGGACUUGUUUAUAAUCCUGAUGCUCGAAGGCAAUUCAUUCUUGGCUCGGCUUCCUUUCUUGUUUACAUUUCCUUUGUGUUGUGUGUGAGGAAAGUAGUAGUUUAAUUUGGAAGACAAUGGUAGUGAAUGUAUUUAGUUUUAGGCAUUUACACUAUCUACAAGUUGCAAGGGAGAUGAAAACUAGUGUGAAUU